GGAGGGGUGACAGAUUUCCUGCGCUUUCCAAACGGUUGAGUAAGGUAGCCUACAACAAAGGAGACACUAAAAACGAUGAACGGCAACGGAGAAAUUAACGGGUUCCAUAACUCUCUUAUUGAGGAGGACUGCUUCUUGUUUACAUCGGAGUCCGUUGGAGAAGGGCAUCCAGAUAAGAUAUGUGACCAGAUAAGUGAUGCGGUUUUGGACGCUCACCUGAAGCAAGACCCAGAUGCAAAAGUGGCUUGUGAAACUGUAGCCAAGACUGGAAUGAUUUUGCUGGCGGGAGAGGUGACGUCUCGUGCUGUUGUAGACUAUCAAAAGGUGGUCCGUGACACCAUAAAACACAUCGGCUACGACGACUCAUCCAAGGGCUUUGAUUAUAAGACCUGUAAUGUUCUGGUGGCCCUGGAGCAGCAGUCUCCAGACAUCGCCCAGGGAGUGCACUUAGACCGCAGCGAAGAGGACGUUGGAGCUGGCGACCAGGGUCUAAUGUUCGGUUAUGCCACUGAUGAGACUGAGGAAUGUAUGCCACUCACUAUUGUGCUCGCACACAAACUUAAUGCCAAGUUGGCAGAACUGAGGCGCAACGGCACCCUGCCCUGGCUCCGGCCCGACUCCAAGACUCAGGUUACUGUGCAGUACAGACAGGAGCGUGGAGCCAUGCUGCCGGUGCGGGUCCACACUAUUGUAGUCUCUGUGCAGCACGAUGAAGACAUCUGUCUUGACGAGAUGCGUGAUGCGCUAAAAGAUAAAGUCAUCAAGGUCGUGGUCCCCUCCGUUUAUCUGGAUGAUGAUACCAUCUACCACUUGCAGCCCAGUGGCCGCUUUGUCAUUGGAGGCCCUCAGGGUGACGCCGGCCUGACUGGUCGUAAGAUUAUUGUGGAUACCUAUGGAGGCUGGGGAGCCCAUGGUGGAGGAGCUUUCUCUGGAAAGGAUUACACCAAAGUGGACCGUUCUGCUGCGUACGCUGCCCGCUGGGUGGCCAAAUCUCUCGUGAAGGCCAAACUGUGCAGGCGUGUUCUUGUGCAGGUUGCUUAUGCCAUUGGAGUGGCUCAUCCUCUUUCCAUUUCCAUCUUCCACUAUGGCACAUCCCAAAAGAGUGAGCAGGAGCUGCUGAAAAUAGUCAAGAAAAACUUUGAUCUUCGUCCAGGAGUCAUUGUGAGGGAGCUGGAGCUGAAGAAGCCAAUAUAUCAGAAGACUGCUGCGUACGGUCACUUUGGCCGUGACUCUUUCCCUUGGGAAGUGCCCAAAAAGCUGCACUACUAAACCUUUUGUUAAGGUUUUUCCUCUCUAGGCCUGUUGGUGUAUUCUACAGAGAAGCCCGCAUGGCUUAUGGGGAGAAGUCUUAUUCUGGUACAAGUCCUGCUGGUCCAUCUUUUUCUUUCAUUUUCCUAUCAUAUUGCAUCAUCAACCAUAGACCUUAUUCAGAGCAGCGCCAUGACGGGUUUCAUACCCGUGAGGCUGUGAGGGAUAGACUUACCGUGUUUCC
This is a messenger RNA of Pimephales promelas (fathead minnow), 1492 nucleotides long. It is a transcript of the gene mat2ab, whose product is annotated as methionine adenosyltransferase 2Ab. Gene Ontology annotation, molecular function: ATP binding; methionine adenosyltransferase activity. The record is from RefSeq and is a predicted model, not a curated record. Lineage: Eukaryota; Metazoa; Chordata; Actinopteri; Cypriniformes; Leuciscidae. Gene Ontology annotation, biological process: S-adenosylmethionine biosynthetic process.